Molecule: messenger RNA, 5400 nt
Organism: Lentinula edodes (shiitake mushroom)
Lineage: Eukaryota; Fungi; Basidiomycota; Agaricomycetes; Agaricales; Omphalotaceae
Exons: 13
Coding region: 1-5400 (1799 amino acids)
Source: RefSeq, a predicted model, not a curated record
AUGUCUUUUUGGACAAUGAACUUGAGCAAAAUUCGGCAGGGAAUUGCCUCUUUCAUUAGCCCUAGCCCUACUACAGAGGCACACUUUACCCAAGAAAUCCAAAGUAAUGUGCCCAAUAAUUCAUCAAAAGCAGUCCAUGCUCCACCUCCUACUAUUCCUGGGCACAUGAAUACCAUUACAACCAAUCAGCACAUGGUCUCAUCACAAUCACAACUUCCUUUUUAUCAUACCUCCAACUAUAUGCACUCCACACUUCCACUUGUGUCUCGUCCACAAAUCAAUGGUCAAUAUUUCAUGGUCCCUCCUUCCAACUUUACACCAGCAAUUCCAUAUUAUCCUGUUUCAGGUUCCACUCAAGUACCAACUUUGCUUCCAUCCCAAACUACCAACCAGCACCAUUUGUCUAGUGAACAGCAGAUUGCAAAUCAGAUCCCAAUGGAGGUCCAUUUGCCUUCCCCCACUUUAGACAAAAACACACUUCAAUUGCAGACACAUCUUUCUCCUGAGAAAAAUCAGACCUUGGCAUUCACCCCUACUUUCUCAAAUCAAGUGGGCUCUGCUCAACCUGAUAUUCCCUUGACAGGCCCUUAUGUCAACAGGGACACCCAAUAUGUCUGUUUGAGUGAUCUUCCAGAGGGAAAAUGGAAUACCACUCCACAGGGGAACUUUGCAUUGGAUGUUUCCCAUUCAGAGUAUGAAGGUUCAGGAAAAUUUCAGGUGGAUUGGGCCUGCCAAACCUCCUCUGGAAGGAAACGUAAAGGUGCCUCAUAUGCUUCUUCAUAUUUGGAGAAUGGCCAUAGAACCUACCGUCAAUGUCUUGGCACUAUUCAUUGUGGAAACAAAGACUGUGCAGUUACUAUACGUCCUCAUACCCAUACUCGUGCUGCAAUCCUGAAACAACUCAACCAUUCCUGCAAAUGUGGCAACCGGGAACUCAUUCAUAAUCCAUGUCCAAAUAAAGCUGCAAUCAUACAGUGGUCCGGUGGUGUCCGAUAUAUGAAUGGAAUCCAUGACCACAAUCAUGAAGUUCCUUCAUACAAACUUCAUCUCACCCAGGAUGAGACAGCAGAGUUUGUCCAAUUUGUUAAAAGUAAUCCCCAGGUGGCACCAGCAGCUCUGAUCUCUGGCAAUACUGUUGAUGGAAAAACAGUGACUGAUAUAUCUUCUGUGCUCAUUCAUGCUCCUCGUGUUGGCCGAAUGCGGAAUCAAAUACUGGGACAAGCAAAAAUCAAAGGUGGAGAUGAUUUCAUAGAAGCUUUUAUGCACUUUCAACUGGAGCGACCUGGCUUUAUUGUUGCAAACACUAUGCUUGGUGGGGUCACAGUCAUUUCAGCACAGACUCCAUUUAUGGCAUCUCAGCUUCAUGAUGAGGCACUCCAGGUGGAUGGUCCUUUCAAUGGGAUUAUUUCAGAUGCUGCACAUGGCUGGUGGAAAGUUCAAACAUCAUUACUCAUCAUCAGCUCUGUCUUUUCCCAAAUCCUUCUCCGCUGGAUUCCAGUCCUUAUCAGCUACUCAAAUGGUGCAAGUGCAGCUCACUAUGAAUAUCAUUUCCUUGCCUUGUUUGAAUCUAUUGCACGAAUUGUAGGUGAAAGGAAUAAGACUCUUGUUGAUGAGCUUCUUGCUGGGGUUGUUGAUUUUAGUGAAGCAGAGCGAACUGGUUUUGUCAAUGCCUUUGUCCGGUUUUGGCUGAAGCACACCAACCUUCGGGAUGAAAGUGAACUUCGAAAAAGGGGGGAUGAGCUUUUGCGUGGCUGUUUACAACAUUUCCAGUGUAGUAUAACUCGAGUUAAGCGGAUUGCAGCAAUUGUUCCUGUUGAGCAACAGUUGCACUUUGCUAAAAAGGUGAACAGACUCUUGCAAGCCAAAGAUUCCAAUGAUUUCAAUCAACUGGCAAAAACUCUGGAGGCAGAUUUUCCCAAGAUCAGGCCAUGGCUUCAUUGGUGGUUGCGUCCGGAACAUGCUUCGAUGCUUUUUCAAGCUAAGCGUAACAUGGAUCCUUUGCUUUGGCAUUCACUUCCUGAGACCACAAAUGCUGAAGAGUCUAUUCAUUUUAGCAUGUAUGCACAACAAGGGCGCAAACAUGCAUUUUUUGCAGGCUGGGAGGCACUUUGGAAGAUAGUUCAAACUUAUGAAAAAUUAUUUAAUGCUGAACGUAUUGGUCAACCAACACAUUGGGGCAAACCACCAUUACAUGUCCGUCAAGCAUUGAAAGCAAAGAUAGGCCGUACUAAACGUUCACGUGCCCUGAAAGCUAUCAAAAUACGAAAACAGCAGUAUCAUAAUGAUGGUCGACCCCCAGAUGAUAACCGUCUGUUGCGUCAAAAAUUAAACUCUAAGGCCAAGUCAUCACUUACCUCCCGGAAACAACGGGUGUUCAAGCCUGUAAAGACAAAAACACUUGCUACUUCCUUUCAUAUUGAUGAUUGGUCUGGCAUAACAAAGACUGAUGAACCUUCCCAGCCUAAUGCAGAAGAGUGGACAGGCAUUACAGGUGGAACAGUGGAGUGGAAUGAGAUAUCAGAUAAAUCACAGGAAAAUGCAGGUGGUACCAUAGAAGGGUUGCAUGGAGGCACUGUAAUUUCCUCAAGUUCAGCAUUCAUGAAGCAGUGGCUUACACAGGGUACCAAAACUCCUGAAGUUCAAGCUUUGUGGAUAUAUCCACAAUCCCUCCCUGUUAAUUCUCCCAACAAGUCUGAAGCAUCCAGCCCAGUUCUUCAAAUUCCUCAUGAUGCCCUUGCCAGAUACUCAAAGGAUACCCUUGUUGAGAAUGUUAACAGGGAUUUCUGUCUGAAACAGGUAGAGUCCCGGUCAACAAUUCUUGUUUCAUCUACAUUGAAGAUGAUUCCCUCUUACAAAUGGGCUGAUAAUUCCUGCUGGUUAGAUACAAGUCUUGAGGUUCUAUUCUGGCUUCUCAAUUGUAACUGGAAUGAGGUUGCCUUAGUCUUCGAGACCUCAUCUGCAGAGCAUCAUCUCUUCCAUCCCAUAUAUUGCUUGCUGAGGGCACGGCGCUUACUGCUUGUUGGUAGUAACAAAGACAUUCAGGACCAAUUGACAUCUCACCGUGAAUCAAUACGGCAAUACAUUAAAGAGGACAAGAGCAAUGUGUUGUCAUAUGGAGGUAGCACAACAUCUGUAGACAGCUUGAUGACCUGGUUCUCUGCCUGUAUAGACAUUCCAAUCAACCACCCAAACACUGUUACAGAUACACAGAAGAGUGCAUCUCAUCUUUUUGCUGCUUAUUCAAUAUCCAUACGGUACUGUAAUGCCACCCCUGUCCAUAUUCAACUCACUUCCCCACACCCUGGACCUGCACCCAGAGCCACUCAAGGUCCUUUUGCACACCAAUGGUCAAGCUGUCAAGGCUAUUUUCAGGACUGGAUUCGGAAUUUGACAACUAUCAAUAAAAGUUUGGACCAGUGUGCAGGUCAACAAAUCCGAUGCUGGCGUCAAUCCUGCAAUGAUACACAGAAAACACAACUUGUAGAUAUUAUUAUAGGGCUCCCAGUUUUCUGGUGUGUGACAAUUCACCCUGAAGACAAUCAGCUUUGGGACUUUCCACGGAUUUUAUAUCCUGUUGCUGGUGAUGAAGCAAAGAAACAUCAGUUUGUCUAUGAAAUGACAGCACGAGUUUUUUCCAACCAGAAUCACUUUGUCACCCGCUUUGCCACUUCUCUUGAUACUCCAAAACAUGCAACAGGAGUCUUCUUUUAUGAUGGAAUGCAGCAUGGUGGACAAGCACAGAGAGAAUCAGGCAAGCUUGAUCACUUACUGGGUGGCCGUUUCCCAGUGAUGCCAGAAGAUUAUCAGAAUUUGGGGUACAGGACUUGUGCUGUCAUGUAUCAUCUAAAAGGAGGUACUGCUGCUCAGGCAUGGUUCAGCAAUAGACAGAUUUCAUUACUGCAGAAACAUUUACAAGUUUCCAUCACUCCCAACACAUCUUCAAGAUAUCCACUACUCAAUGCUUCAACCUUAUUUCUUGCUCCCAAAUUUUCUCUUAUUCCUCUCAAUAAUCAGACCUGGCUCUCCUCUGGUGAACUUAAAAAAUAUAGGAACCGUGGAAAUGCUCCUAUAGAGUAUCAGGAUUUCCAAGCUCAAACAUUACCACUCUCCACACCAUAUAAAACACCAUCUGUUGCAUCCUCCAUCUCCUCAGCCCCUCACUCUACAAUGUCUAUUGACUCAGAUGAAUAUGCCACUAUUCUACAAGACAUUACUGGAGACUCUGCACACCCUCAGUCACCAACAGAUGUCAAUGUUUUCUCUAGUUCUCCACCACCUAGCUCCCCUGCACAUGUGAUUUGUCGCUGUGGAGUAGAAACAGAUGGUCAUCAACAAGAGGCAAUAUCGGGACGUAUAUUCAAUGGCAAAGGUGUUCUGGUCCGGGAUGGUUUAUUUUUCUUCCCUGCCCGUCUCAUUCAGAAAGGCCAUAAGUUUUGCUCUAUCCGAUGGUGGAGGCACAAUAUACCUGCACCUGGUUCUUCACAACAACCUGGAAAGAUUGCCAAGGUAUCUAUUGAAGAUAUUAAAGAUGAGUUAUGGCAGAACAGAGCAGCCAGGAGGAGAAUUCGGCUUGGCAAAUGGGUACGAGCAUUUAUUGCAGAGGAACAAGCAGAGGCUGCUUGGGAAGAUCCAAAGUUCCUUCCAUUCAGUUCUGAGAUUGACAGGGCUUUACAACCAAAUAUAGGAAUACUGACUCAACUUAUGAAUAAUCCAGAUAGUGUUAUAGAUAGUUUGUGCCCAGCCAAAAAAUGGCAAGCUGGCAUGAAAAGAGCUACCAAAGCCAUAGAGCACUCUGGAGGACUCACUGUAGAUGAUUGUGCUCGUAUCAAUAACUGGUUCUAUACAGUGAUACCAGGUGCUUCACAAAAGCAGCAUAUAUGGAUCGGUGCCCUACCUAUUGCACAUGCUCGCACCUUGGUACUUUUGCACCGGCAUCAAUCAGAAUUCAUUCAUGAAGUAGAAGGGGCCAGUAUAGUUGAACUAGCAUUUAAUAGACUUGUAGCUUGGACAGGGAAAACAGUUGAUGGGAAGGACAAGUUGUAUGAAAGAGUUGAUGUGGAUCUAGAGGCAUUGCAGUUACUCGAAAAAUCAGUUUUUGAUAUUUCUGAGGAUGCAGGAGUUGCAGGAAAUCAACAAUGGGGUCUUGAUGCUGGAUCUCAUCUGCAAAACUGGAAUCCCUGGCUAGAGUAUGGUCCUGAAAGCCAUUGCACAAACAAACGUGAAGGAGAUGAUGAGGUUGAGUGCCAGCAUGGCCCAGAUUUUAUAGAUGACCAGAAACAACACUUAAUAAAUACAUUCAGCAAUCAGCCAAAAGCACGGCCUAAUCAAGUCAAAAAGCGGUGGAUAAAUGAUGAUAAUUUGGCCAAGGAGAACUCCAAAAAGCAAAAAAUGAAUGUAUAA